AUGCCCGGCGAAGACCGCCUCCACGCCAACGACGGCGCGUCUCGCAAACGGCGCAAGAUGGACCGCGAUCACCACUCCGCAACCAACACCCCCGCCGAUGCCAUCGUUCUUUCCUCUGACGCGCACUGCGAACACGAGAAGUCUCUCCGCACCUUGCAAACAGAUCUCGAGGCCAUGAGGCAGCUCAUCACGUGCAAGAUAUGCCUCAAGUUUCUUUACGAGCCCUAUGCCCUCACUUGCGGGCACACGUACUGCUACAGCUGCAUCAUGAACUGGAUGGGCAAGGACCAAGCGCAGCAGAAGAAGAAGACAUGUCCCGAUUGUAGGACGAUUAUCCGAGAGCAGCCUGCACCCUCUUACCUGAUCAAGGAAAUGGUGCUCAUUUUCUCGAACCGAGUGGAGCUGCUGCCAGACGGAGAGACUUCCGAAGAGCACCAUGCCAUGGCUAGAGAAGAGGCCGAGAUUGUCGCCAAGGACAAAGCGGAUACGGAUGAAGAGACAGGAGGACUGUUCCAGGGCAGAUUCAAACGUGGUGGCCGCCUCAAUCCUGUUUUGGCCAUCCGCGACGUCAGCGAUAAUGUCUUCAGAUGUCCAAACUGCGCCUUUGAGAUUCAGCGGAACUG
Molecule: messenger RNA, 623 nt
Organism: Pseudocercospora fijiensis CIRAD86
Lineage: Eukaryota; Fungi; Ascomycota; Dothideomycetes; Mycosphaerellales; Mycosphaerellaceae
Exons: 1
Source: RefSeq, a predicted model, not a curated record